Molecule: messenger RNA, 1053 nt
Organism: Aegilops tauschii subsp. strangulata
Lineage: Eukaryota; Viridiplantae; Streptophyta; Magnoliopsida; Poales; Poaceae
Source: RefSeq, a predicted model, not a curated record
AGUACUAUUUCCGAUCAUCCAAAUUUCUUUUUCUUUCAGAAACUACCAGAAGGUAAAUGAUCAUUGGGAGGCGUGUGUGAGUCUAAGUGAAGGCUAGUUUCGGCAGGUCAGUUUUGUAAAUGGAAUUGCAACCAUAAGAGGUCGAACUCAUGUUGACUACGUUGCAGACCAAAUCGCCAACUAUUUGAGGGGCAUCGUAAACAGGAAAAACAAGCACGCUAACAUGAAUUUGGAUACUGCAAAGGGCUACCUAUGGGUAUUUGUUAAUGCUCUCAUUGAAGACCCUGCCUUUGAUUCACCGACCAAAGAGACCUUGAUCACUCGUCAGGGAAAGUUUGGGUCCAAGUGUGAGCUCUCCGAAGUUUUUCUUGAGAAGGUCGCUGGCACUAGUGUUGUCAACACUCUCCGUUUUUUGGCCGAGUCUAAACUAAGCAAGGAAGGCAAUUUGGAUUCUCUCCCACAUUCAUCUACACCUAUGCAAUAUAUGCAGGCCCCACCAAGACCCACCCAAAUAUUUUUAGAGAUACAUGGAGUACAUCAUAGAGAAACCAAGAAACGUGACCAUGACGAUGUGUUCCUUGAGCGGUACCUAAAACUGAAGCGGGAAGAAAUUGAUCGGUUUGCUGCAAUUGAGGAGAAGAAGCUGGAGUAUCCAUGCAGCAUUACCAAGUGUAUCACAACAACCGAAAAGUUACAAGGUCUGCAAGUAGAUGAUAUUUUAGUGGCAGCAGAUAUCUUCAAAAGUAAGAAGAAUAGGGAAGUUUUCUUAUCCUUCUCUACAAAUGCUCUUCGGUUGGCUUGGGUUAAAAGGGAAAUUGUGCGCAGCCAAUUGCGGUCACGCAUUAGUGAAGCUUUUUUUCCGUAGGUAGCAAUACUUUUGGUCUGUUUAAUCAGUCGUAGUGACCCAGAUGGCAAAAAUCUAUUUUGGUAGUACCUAGAUGGUAGAACUUUCAUUGUGGUGGCUUCGUAUGUAAGAUUCAUGUAUCAUGUCAGGGCGUGAGAAAAUAAUUUACAUCAACAAAUAAUGUUUCAAGCAAUGGUAAUGAACUUGCA